Molecule: messenger RNA, 1920 nt
Organism: Aethina tumida (small hive beetle)
Lineage: Eukaryota; Metazoa; Arthropoda; Insecta; Coleoptera; Nitidulidae
Product: phosphatidylserine lipase ABHD16A
Exons: 9
Coding region: 213-1784 (523 amino acids)
Biological process (GO): monoacylglycerol catabolic process; phosphatidylserine catabolic process
Cellular component (GO): endomembrane system
Molecular function (GO): glycerophospholipase activity; monoacylglycerol lipase activity
Source: RefSeq, a predicted model, not a curated record
CUACGGAUCAGCAAACCAGGAUCCUACUGUCUGCGUUUCUAGCAGGUGAUUUUGCUUUGUUUACAGGUGAAAUGUCAAUCGAUCUGAGAUGUAAAUAAGUUAGACUUUGAUACAUUUAACGAUUUUCAUUCAUAACUCAAGUGUUAGACAAUCAAUGACAAUACAACUUAAACAAAUAAACAGGAACACAAACGCAUAAGUAACAAAUCAAAAUGUCAGCACUAAAAGUUAUUUGGGAAUGUAUCUCGUCCCCAAGAUUAAUUAAGUGUCAUGGUGGGCCCGAUGAGAGUUAUUAUCAGCCCAGCUCCAUUGAAAAAUGGGGUGACUCGGUCAUUACUUCAUUUUUUGUUAUUUGGCGCAUUAGUGUCUAUACUUCACCACUGCUGAUUGGAAUUUUGUAUCAAAGGGGAUACUUUGAGUCUGAGAAUCUUGGUACUUUGACAAGACUUGUUACUACAGUGGGGGUUAUUUUAAUUGCCUCAUACUGCUGUAAGGGACUGGGUCGGUCCCAAAAUCCAUUAUAUCUUAAGUUCUUGGCCACUUGGAAGAAUGCCACAACUGAUGGUAGUGGUAGUACCAUCAGGGAAUUGAAGAAGUAUGACUAUGAUUUUAGUGCCUGGCCAGUGGAUUACUAUGUCACUAAAAAGAGUCCAAAAUCUGAGAGUAACUCUUCAAUCUUCCGAGACAUUUCCCUAAUUCCCUGCAGAGUUAUUGGAUAUUUAGCCAUGCACACUUUUGGUAUCAGAUUGAUAUAUCCUGGAACCAUAGGGUUCCUGAAAACCAUCUUGGAGCCCAGCCUAAUUCAGGGGAGGUCCAGGCUAGUCGAAAUCUAUCACGGGGAAAGAUUCAAGCUCCGCACCGUGGACGGCAAUAACAUUGAUUCCAUAUUCAUUGACAAAAGAAACAUAACAAUUAACGGUGGAACUUUGGUAAUAUGUUGCGAGGGAAACGCAGGAUUUUACGAAAUUGGAAUUGCCAUGACUCCAAUCGACGCUAAUUACUCUGUGUUGGGCUGGAACCACCCAGGAUUUGGGGGAAGCACUGGUCGUCCCUAUCCCAGCCAAGAACAAAACGCUAUAGAUGCUGUGGUGCAAUUCGCCAUAAACGAAUUGGGCUUCAAACUGGAGAACAUUUUGUUCUUCGGCUGGAGCAUCGGAGGGUAUUCGUCCAGCUGGGCCGCAAUGACGUACCCCGAUUGCAAGGGGCUUAUUUUGGACGCCACCUUCGACGACAUCCUCCCACUCGCAGAAAACUACAUGCCGUCUUGGUUCGAACCUAUUGUAAGGGUCGCCAUAAGGGAGCAAGUGAAUCUGAACGUGGCCGAGCUGGCUAUGAAAUAUCCCGGACCAAUUUCGUUGAUCAGGCGAACGAACGACGAAGUUAUAUGCUUGAAGGAGGGCGUUUUGGAGUCAAAUCGGGGCAAUGAUCUCCUGAUUAAAUUGUUACAGUAUCGUUACCCACACGUCAUGGAAGCUAAUCAAGUUGCUCUCUUAAGGGACUAUCUGGCACUUUCAGGACAUUCCCAAGAUGACAUGUUCAUCAAAUUCGACGUCGAAGAACAAAAAUUCGAAUCUUUAAUACAGUCUUACGUAUCCGAGUAUUCCAAAGAAUAUCCCAUGAAGUUUGGUGAAGAAUUUUCUAUAAAAGAAAAAAAUCAAACCGCAUUGUUUUUGGCGAGACGGUACCUGAAGGACUUCAAAGCAACCCAUUGUAUUAACCUACCUACAGAAAUGUUCCAGUUACCCUGGGAUACACAAGUUGAAGACGGCUUUGUCCUAACCUAAUAAGUAGACAAUAGAUUUAAAUGAAUUACACAUGUAUUUAUAUAAGAGAUAUUUAUGGUAUAUUUUAGAUAUGCGCAUGGUUAUUAGAACUAUAAUUGUAUAAGGCACAUAUCUGUCAUUAAAGGUACUUAGCAGA